AUGGACUACGUUCUAAAGCUUCCUAAUGAGCUGCUUCUCCUCAUUAGCCAAAGCUGCGAUCACAUGCACGACCUAGGCGCGCUUUCACUGACUUGUCGUCGAUUUCAUUCAAUCUUUGAUAAGCUGCUAUAUGAGCGCGCAGUGACCGGACAUCAUUACCUGCUCACCUGGGCGUGUGAGACAGGAAACAUAGGUCUAGUGGCCAAGCUCCUUGACGCUGGCGCAGAUCCCAAUCGGCCAUUCGGGACCACCCGUAGGCAGGCGAGGUACAGAAUCUUUGGAGCUUACAGAAACGCGUAUGUCGAGGAUUUCUAUGGCCUGUCGCCCGAUGUUAACUUUUUGGAUCCAUUCGUGGUUCUGGAUUUUGUUUACGGGCAUCGCUCGCAUGUCUCUGAGCGUCUUGGUGAGGCAGGCGAACUGCCAUCUCCGAUCUCCGAUGAAAGCGCGGGCUUGCCCGCCUCGGGUGCCGGCGAAAAUAGUGAGGAUUCAUUAGGCGAUAGCAAUGAUGAUCUCCACGAUUCAUCCAUGGAUGAAGUAGGCAGUCUCGAAGCUGACUUCUCGGACUAUAACACAACGACUGAUGAUGACGAUCCUUCCCUGUCUGAAAAUGAGCUACUGAGCGGGACCCCAACACGCUUCGAGUGCAGUUGGUAUCCAUUGCACGCCGCAGCUAGGCAUGGUUCACAAGAAACGCUGGAGUUGCUGAUCAAGCAUGACGCGCAUCUUAGCCCUCCCUCAACUGGGUAUUGCCGCUGCAGGCCUUUGCGUGAUGGAGAAGAAGGAGACGAGGCAAGUGAGCCAGAUGCACUACCUCCUGAUUGGACACCUCUGCAUACAGCUGUGUGCUGUGGUAACGCACAUGCUGCCAAUCUGCUCAUCUCAUACGGUUGUCCGCUGUAUCUGGAUGCGCGCCCAAAUCAUUAUGGGGAUGGCACAACCACAGUUUACCACACAGCGGCCUUCCAUGGCUGCCUUUCCUCGCUACAAUCGGCCCACGACAAAUACCCUGGGCUUGAUAUCCACCAAAGGGACUGUCAAGGCAACACGCCCCUGCAACUUGCUCAUCGAGGAAGCCAGAACUUAGAUGUGAUGCAUUGGCUUGUGAAACAAGGGGCCGACCCAAAUACGAAAGUGAACGGGUGCUCUGUCCUUCACGUAGCCUGUCUAUUUGGCUGGUUUCGAUUAGCCAUGGACUACAUCCUAGCCGGCGCCAAUUGCGUCGACGCACUCUGGGAGAAUUCAGACGCAUCAGAAGCAGAUAUCGAGGGUAUCGAUGACCUGUACGUAGUGCGCCCGUUGGAUCUCUGCUGCACUCGGCCGCAUCCUUGGUACAUUGAAAUGUGCGGCGUGAUGCCUGAAUAUCCAUUCGAUGUCUCCCCUCCUAACCGUGGACCACAGCUGCAGAGCCUGGCUGCUGCGACAGAUCAUGACCGGCAUAAUUUAGUCAAGCUAAUAAUAAGCAAGGGCGCCUCGGUGCAAGGAAUGAAGCAAUUCGACCUCGACAAGCUUCUCCGCGGCAAGGGAGACCUUUUCCCGCUGGCGAUAACCUCUGCUCCUCCAAUGUUUCUCGCGACACAGGCUCGUUUUUUUCCGAUCAUGGAACUCCUUCUUCAGGCUGGUGCGAGCGUUGAUGAUCGGAAUAUAUGCGAAGAGACACCACUGGCUUCGGUUUUGCGUGGUUCACUUCCAUCAUCACGAAUCGUUGGUGGCAGCUGCAUAGUUGAAACUGUCAACUGGCUUCUGGAUAAUAGCAUCGAUACCACUUGGAGAGCAGACGCUCUUAGUGAUAUUUGCUCCCGUCAAGAACCUCAAACGGCAGAGGAGGCAAGAGUCCAGAUUGUAGUAGCAACGUUGCUGCUGAAUCGAGGUGCUAAAGUCAAUGCCAAAGACGAAGACGAAGACGAUCCGCUUUCACUAGCAUUCACAGCCAAACGAUUCGAUCUUUGCGAUCUGCUGAUUCGGCAUGGUGCGGCCUUGGCAAACACCGUUGAAGGACUGCAAAACAUGCUUGAACGUCUCCUCGGGCCCGGUUACAGCAUCGACCCACCAUGUGGGUUCGUAGAGUGCUUUCACGUACAGGGGGAACACACAAGCACCUUUCAGAGGGAAACUGAGCGUGAGAGGGAAAGAGAACUGUACUCUGAGGGACUGCGUUGGCUCCUUCGAAGAGACAAGGCCGGUCAUUUUGGUCGGCAUCCACGAACCCUAUGGCUAGCCUCUCAAGCACCUGAUCUUGGGGUUAGCAAUUUGCUUCUUGCGGCCGGUGCAGACGAUGCCACUUGGGUCAGCAAAGAAGGAAAAACUUGCCUCCACAAUCUUGCGCGGUUGCGCACACCCAUACCCAACGCGGCAUUCUUGGCACAAGAGUUUCUAGCUAGGGGCGCUUGUAUAACUCAAUCUACCCUCCACAUGGCAAUCAUAGGGCGGAGGUGGGACCUCGUGCGUCUGUUCUUCCAGCGUGGUGCGCAGCUACUGCUUCACCCGCCUACUCCGGACGAGACUGGAUUCAUGAUGAGCCACAAUUCGAACCCGAUCUCUCUGCUACUAAUGCAUUCACUCACAGCCGAUGAUUAUUCCAACAUCGACCUAUGUCUGAAGAAUCUAGGUCUGCCGAUAUCUGCCGUCCCCGAAGCGGCGUAUGAGUGCCUCCGCGAAGCCUGCACCUUCCCGGUACACCCUCGUGCCCUUGCCAGUAUUUUGAAAGCAGGCGCCGAUGUCAAUGAACGGGGACCAAGUGGAGCUACGGCAAUCAAUAUACUCAGGAAAGCUAUGCAGCGCAACCUCCAUAUGAGUAUCGGUCCUGACCGUGACAAACCUGAGGAUCUGGUUAAUACCCUCCAAAUCCUCAUUGAAGGCGGCGCAGACCCAGGCCCCAAGAUCUCGAGUGGUCGAGAGCCAUCACUGUACAACUUUCUGAAGAAACAGUCCCACAUUCUGGUUCCGGACUUCUUGCCAAAUUGGGACCCAUCAUACCCGUAUAUGAUUGGCCUCCAUCAGCAAAUCCGAAUGCGUUGUGUGCUCAAGGAUUCGGAGUUAAGCGUUAAUGGGUACACACUUGUCGUCAAGGACGACUUCUCACUUUAA
Molecule: messenger RNA, 3084 nt
Organism: Neoarthrinium moseri
Lineage: Eukaryota; Fungi; Ascomycota; Sordariomycetes; Amphisphaeriales; Apiosporaceae
Exons: 2
Coding region: 1-3084 (1027 amino acids)
Molecular function (GO): protein binding
Source: RefSeq, a predicted model, not a curated record